Molecule: messenger RNA, 1865 nt
Organism: Schistocerca cancellata (South American locust)
Lineage: Eukaryota; Metazoa; Arthropoda; Insecta; Orthoptera; Acrididae
Product: zinc finger protein 622
Exons: 3
Coding region: 182-1264 (360 amino acids)
Biological process (GO): ribosomal large subunit biogenesis
Cellular component (GO): preribosome, large subunit precursor
Molecular function (GO): nucleic acid binding; zinc ion binding
Source: RefSeq, a predicted model, not a curated record
CUGGUAGUGUGGUUGCAAGUGAUAACAUCAUUCAUAACAAAUGACUACGAGUGACAAAGAGUGGUUGUGUAAGAAGUGUGGAAAUUGUGUUCAGUUUUUUAUUUAAUUUUUUUUUUAAUUUGGGUGUGAAGCAUAGUCUAAACUAUUAUAUUCUCCGUUUAUCGGCACCAAAACGUUUGACAUGAGUGGAAAAUACACAUGUAUCACUUGUCGUGUUGCGUUUAGCAGUGCGGAAAUACAACGAAUGCACUAUAAGACUGACUGGCAUCGAUAUAAUUUGAAAAGAAAAGUUGCAGAGUUAUCGCCUGUGACAGCUGAGGAAUUUCAGCGAAGAGUACUGCAGCAGAGGGAAGAAGAUAAUGAUUUAAAUAAGAACUGUUCUUUUCAUUGCGAUUCUUGCAGAAAGCUUUUUAACACUAAGAAUGCUUAUGAAAAUCAUUUGAAUUCGAAAAAGCAUCAAGAAAGUGUACUAACUAAUAGUUUUAGCAGUCCAGGAACCCCAGAAAAGAAGAAACCUGAAAAUGAUACAGAUUCUGAAGAUUCCGAGAUCGAAGAGGUUGAUUCAGACGAAUGGGACGAAGAUUCUGAAGAUAACCCAAUACUGAAUAAUAAUUGCUUAUUCUGUUCACAUCAUAGCAGAAACUUAAUGAAAAACUUGAAGCAUAUGUCUGUUGCUCACUCGUUCUUUAUACCAGAUGCUGAAUACGUUGUCGAUUUGAAAGGUCUCUUAAUGUAUCUGGGUGAAAAGGUUUCACAAGAUUUUAUGUGCCUUUGGUGCAAUGAUAGAGGCAGAACAUUUUAUUCUGCUGAAGCGGCAAAGCAACAUAUGCAAGACAAAGGUCAUUGUAAAAUGUUGCACGAGGGUGAAGCACUGACAGAAUACGCAGAUUUCUAUGACUACAGCUCAAGUUAUCCUGACCAAGAUAAAGAUCCAGAUGAAGAAGUGGAUAUCACAGCUUUAGAUGAUUCUGAUUACCAGCUUGUUUUGCCUUCUGGGACAGUAAUAGGUCAUCGGUCUCUCUUGAGAUACUACAAGCAGAACUUGAAGCCGGAAAGUGCAGUUGUGACGCCUCACCAGAAGAAGCUUCACAGAGUUCUGGCACAGUAUAGAGCUCUAGGUUGGACAGAAACACAGCAGGAACUGACUGCAAGGAAAGCCCGGGAUAUACAUUACAUGAAACGACUGCAAGCAAAGUACAGCACCAAACUGGGUAUGCAAAACAACAAGCUGCAGAAGCACUUCCGGCCACAAGUCAACUUCUGAGAUGUUGGGUGUCAGUUGGAUCAGUGCUGGAAUGUCUUCAAUUUUUUGUGUGUGUCUAACUGAACAGUAAUUGAGCUAAGAUUGCUUUGAACUAGUGUGAGAAAGUUGUGGGUGCUGCAGAGUCAUCAGAUGUGAGAGUGGUUUUUUGUCAGUACAGAGCCAUACUGUGCAUUUCAAACAACAGCACCCCCCACAGAGAAUAUUCGAGACAGUGAUAAGUUUGCCAUUCAUGUAUGGUGUGAUGAGUUGCAACCAGGAUUUAAAUACAAGUAGUUUUUAUAUUUGGACAGUGUAAUUAUCAAGCAGUUAAAGGUGUUUGCAACAUUCUUUCAGUUAGUACCCUGAAGAUGGGUUCUUAUAUUCUGAGCGGUACUCUGUCAUAUGUUACUUCUAAUUGUUCAUAGUAGUAUCAUUACAAUUAUGUUAACUGUGUUUGCUUUUACAUUACCUGAAUUGUUGCACCUCAUUUAAGUAGCUGUAAAUGUAUAUAUGAAACUGAUGUAUAUCACAUAUUGUUUAUUUAUUGUGAGUGGAAUUGUAUGUUGAAAAACAACUCCCCAAUCUGUAGACAAGGUGCUGAGCUGUAGGGAGAUCAUGGGUG